AUAAAACUAAGUUUGAUUUUCUUUAUGAUCUACUUAGUGAAUUCUAGCCCACCUGAAGAUCCCAUAAAAAGUUCAUACGACACAAAUUUUAAUUGCACCAUUACAAACACUUAUGGCGCGUUCCCAGAUCGAACCAUUUGCAAGGCAGCUGAAGCUGUUUUUCCAACCACAGAAGAAGAAGUCAUUUCUAUAGUAGCAAAUGCAACAAGGGAAAAUCGAAAAAUGAAAAUCGCAACUCGAUUUUCUCAUAGCAUACCCAAAUUGGUAUGUCUAGACAAUGGUGAUCAAGACGGGUUACUUAUAAGUACAAAAUUCCUAAAUAAAAUCAUAAGAAUCGAUGAAGAAAACAUGAUGAUCACUGUUGAAAGUGGGGUGACAUUGAGACAACUAAUUAGUGAGGCGGGUAAAGCAGGUUUGGUCCUGCCUUACACGCCUUACUGGUGGGGUUUAACGAUUGGUGGCUUAAUUGGAACCGGAGCUCAUGGAAGUUCUCUCUGGGGUUUGGGAAGUUCUGUACAUGAUUAUAUUGUACAACUUCGAAUUGUUACACCAGCUGAUGCGGCAAAUAAUUAUGCUAAAGUCCAUAUAUUGGAAAAUGGUAGCCCCGACUUGAAUGCUGUUAGAGUGUCACUAGGUGUUCUUGGAGUUGUUUCACAGGUGACACUAAAACUAGAACGAGUGUUCAAACGUUCAAUUACCUUUUCUGAAAGGGAUGACUCAAACUUAGGGGAAGAUGCAGUUACCUUUGGGAGACAACAUGAAUUUGCUGAUUUUACGUGGUAUCCGAGUCAACGCAAGGUUAUUUAUAGGAUCGAUGAUCGAGUUCCUAACGGCACUCCUGGCAAUGCCCUUAAUGACUUCCUUGGAUUUCGCCCUACAGAUCAAAACUUACUCGCCAUUUUCAGAACCCUAGAGGAGAUACAAGAAUCAACAAAUGAUGCUGGUGGAAAAUGCGCAGUUGCAAUAAUAAACACUUCCAUAUUGAAGUAUCUUACUUAUGGGUGGAGAAACAAUGGUACUGGCUAUCCAAUGGUUGGGUUUCAAAACCAAGUCCAAGCAUCAGGAACAUGCCUAGACAGUCUUGAAGGUGCAACAUGCCCUUGGGACCAUAGAGUUAAAGGUCUAUUUUUUCACCAAACAACAUUUACCAUUAGCUUAUCAAAAGUCAAAGGUUUCAUUGAAGAUGUCCAAAGGCUAGUUGCUUUAGAGCCUAAGGCACUAUGUGUCCUUGACUUAUACAAUGGAAUCCUCAUGAGGUAUGUUACAACUUCAAAUGCUUACUNCUUGUUUGGUAGUGAUCUGUUUCUAAAUCUACAGGAAUCCUUUCGUCUUUUACUUGUCUCUGCUAUUGUACUAAAACUUGCUGGCAGAAUUCUUACACUUUUUGGUAAACUGUCAACCAUCAACGGAUUUGAUGAGUCUUUACCCUCUACCGUUUGA
Molecule: messenger RNA, 1440 nt
Organism: Solanum stenotomum
Lineage: Eukaryota; Viridiplantae; Streptophyta; Magnoliopsida; Solanales; Solanaceae
Product: probable L-gulonolactone oxidase 6
Exons: 5
Coding region: 25-1440 (471 amino acids)
Molecular function (GO): FAD binding; oxidoreductase activity
Source: RefSeq, a predicted model, not a curated record